AUGAAUAAAGAAAAAAAUAAAUUGAAAAAACUUCUUCUUGAACAUGUGCCAAAUGAAAUAUUCUUUGAAAUAUUUGAAUAUAUGGAAUUUUAUGAAGUUUAUUAUGGAUUUUAUCACCUUAACAAACGUUUUAAAAAUUUAAUAAUGGAUUCAAAAUUUUUAAGUAAAAUAAAUAUUCCAUAUAUAUCAAAAUUAAAUUUUGAAUUUUUUUACCAAAACAUAAUUAUUAAAAACGAACAUCAUAUUAAAAUAUUAAUUUUAUCAAAUAUAUUUAUAAAUGAUAUUAUUUUAUCAUCAUUUGAUUUUAGUUUAAAAUUUAUUAAUUUGAAAAUUUUAAUUAUCACUCAUAUAAAUGAAAAUAUUUUUGAUAAAACUUUUGAUGAAUUAAAAUGUUUAUAUGGUUUAAAUUCAUUAACAAUCAAAUUUAAUGAAUCGAUUGAAAAUUUAAAUAAAAUAUUUUCUAAAAUAAUAUCAUUAUCAAAAUUAAAAUAUUUUAAAAUAAAAUAUCAAACAAUAAAUGAUCAAAAUCAAUCAAUUAAUUAUUUUAAUAAAUAUAAUUAUAGUAAAAUUGAAUAUUUAAUUAUUGAAGGUAAUCUUUCAAUUAAUUCAUUAAAUAAUUUAUUAUAUUAUUUUCCAAAACUUCAUCAUGUAUCAAUUAAUUAUCUUUUUUAUUCUCAUCAUGAUAUUCAAUUAUAUUCUUCUAUUCAAUUAAAAAAUUUAAAAUAUGUUUCAUUAAAAAUUUAUUUAAUUAAAUUUAAUCAAUUUGAAAAAAUUAUAAAAAAUUUAUUUUAUCAUGUUGAAAUCUUCAAAAUUUCAACACACUAUGAUGAAAAAUAUUUAGAUGCAAAAAAAUGGGAAUAUUUGAUUACGUCUUAUAUGCCAAAAUUACGUAUUUUUGAUAUAAAUCAUGAUGGAUUUAUAUCAGAAAAUGAACUAACAUAUCAUGAUGUAAUUAAUCAAUUUAAAUCAUCAUUUUGGAUGGAAAAAAAAUGGUUUUUUAAACAUGAACAUAAUUGGCUCGAACGUUUAAAUAGUGGUGUUUUUUAUUCAGCACAACCAUAUAGUCGUAUUGUUCCAUUAAGUCAACUUACCAAAUUAAUUAUUAAAAAGUUUAAUCUUGAUCUUAAUGAAAUGAUUGAUAUACUAUAUAGUACAAGUGAAUUACAAAUAUUUAAAUGUGAUUUUUUAUCCCUUGAUAAUUUUAAUUCAAUUGAAACUGGAAAACAUCAUGCUUUUGAACAUGUAUUAGAAAAAAAUAAAAUUAAAAUGUUGCAUCUUCGUUCCAAUUGUACAUCAGAAAAACUUCGAUUAGUUAUUGAUUUAUUCCAUGAAAUAAAACAUUUAACAAUAGGAAUACAAUGUACACAAAUGAUAGAAACAACUAAAUAUUUAUUAUCAUACAAACAUAAAUUACGUCAUUUAUUCUUUUUAUGUAUUUCAGAUAUUUCUGAGGUAUAUAUAAAAAAUUUAAUUAACAUGAUUGAAAAAGAAAAAUUACUUAGUGAUUACUUCAUUAAAUUUAUUAAUCGUAAGAUAUAUUUAUGGUGGUAA
Rotaria sordida is the source of this 1551-nucleotide messenger RNA. The record is from the annotation of a GenBank genome assembly. Lineage: Eukaryota; Metazoa; Rotifera; Eurotatoria; Philodinida; Philodinidae.